UUCCUUAAAGGUUCUAGCAGGGCCCGCAGGAACCAGCUCUGAUACUGAGGAGCUACAGCCUUUAGAGAUAAACAGGGCUUCCUGGGAGAAAAGAAGGAUUUGAAAAGUUACCUGCCACGAUGUCAGACAGAAGCCCCUUCGAAACGGACAUGCUCACCCUCACUCGCUUCGUUAUGGAAAAGGGGCGUCAGGCCAAAGGAACCGGGGAGCUCACACAGCUACUGAACUCCAUGCUGACGGCCAUCAAAGCCAUAUCCUCGGCUGUGCGCAAGGCUGGCCUGGCCCACCUGUACGGAAUUGCGGGAAGCGUGAACGUGACCGGGGAUGAGGUGAAGAAACUGGACGUGUUAUCCAAUUCCCUGGUGAUCAACAUGCUCCAGUCCUCCUACAGCACCUGCGUCCUGGUUUCGGAGGAGAAUAAAGACGCGAUUAUCACUACCAAGGAGAAGAGGGGGAAGUAUAUAGUCUGCUUUGACCCACUGGAUGGAUCUUCCAACAUCGACUGCCUGGCCUCCAUUGGAACCAUCUUUGCUAUCUAUAGAAAGACCUCAGAGGACGAGCCUUCUGAAAAGGAUGCUCUGCAGCCAGGCCGAAAUAUCGUGGCUGCAGGCUAUGCCCUCUAUGGUAGUGCAACCCUGGUGGCUCUUUCCACUGGGCAAGGAGUGGACCUUUUCAUGCUCGACCCGGCUCUCGGUGAAUUUGUCCUCGUGGAAAAAGAUGUCAAGAUAAAACAGAAAGGAAAGAUCUACAGUCUCAAUGAGGGCUAUGCCAAGUAUUUUGAUGCUGCCACCUCAAAAUAUGUGCAGAGAAAGAAAUUUCCUGAGGAUGGCAGUGCUCCCUAUGGGGCCAGGUAUGUGGGCUCUAUGGUAGCCGAUGUGCACCGCACCCUGGUCUAUGGAGGGAUCUUCCUGUACCCGGCGAAUCAGAAAAGUCCUAAGGGCAAGCUUCAGCAUCACCUGAUUCUGGAUGAUAGACCCUUUGAGAAUCUAAUGAAAGCACAAGAUAUGACUGCUUCUCGAAGAGUUUCAAAUGAUCUUCAGAAUGGAUUUGAAGAAAAGAAUGGGAAAGAAAAGGCUACAGAAAGCUGGCUCAACCACUUUGUAAGCUGAUUAGAGAGGAACUUGUUUUCUCUUAAAUACAGAUUUUACUCCUAUUGGGAAGGAAGGGGAAGAUAGUAUGAUACUGAGUUAGAACAUGCAGCUGACUGUCACCCUGAAUCUAAUGUGAUGUGUGUGUGUGUCUGGUGGGGGUUGGGGUGGUCAGGAGGGAAUCACAGCAUAAUCACUGAAAUAGGCCUUAAAAAGGCAUUGGGUUCAGCCCAUUUCAAUUUAAUUCCCCAGCCACUCCCCAGAUGCAGGGCAGACGCCUGCUAGUUCCCAUAGUGCUUGGUAGAAAAAGAAGGCCUUCCUCAGGAGAGGCUCAGCCCUGGGUCCACAGGCACAACCUGAAAAGCAGGGCACAGGCUGACCUUACCCUCCCCACAAUGCCCAUUUCUGCCUUCCACUGGGAGCCCUGGGGCAAGGGACACAGUAGCCUUGUUGGGACACUUUCCUUGUGUCAGACAUUACUGGGAAGGGAGAUGCCACAGUGGCCAACCCAGACAGACUCUGUCCCUGCCCUCAAGGGUGAGCGUGUAAGGAUAUGAAGCAAACCUCAGUGUGACAAACUGAAGAGGGCCAUGCAGGAUGCUACAGCAGUGCAAGCAGUGGACAUUAACUCAGUCUUGGGGACCAAGAGAAAAGGCCGUCUAAACCCCAGCAAACUACCUGGUCACGUUGACACUUGAGAUGUGGGGUUCUGCCACAUGAUCUCGAACACUGAGGUUAUCCUGAGAGGCCACCUAGUACUCUCCAGGUGACCUUCCGUCUCAUCUAAGCUGGACUCCUCACUAGCCAUAAGGCCUCACAUACAGAGGCUCCUGACCAGGCCUCAGCGUCAGUUUGCCUCACUGCU
Zalophus californianus (California sea lion) is the source of this 1953-nucleotide messenger RNA. RefSeq names its product fructose-bisphosphatase 2 (gene FBP2). Gene Ontology annotation, biological process: sucrose biosynthetic process; gluconeogenesis; fructose 6-phosphate metabolic process. The transcript is spliced from 8 exons. Gene Ontology annotation, cellular component: cytoplasm; cytosol. NCBI's taxonomy places the organism in Eukaryota, Metazoa, Chordata, Mammalia, Carnivora, Otariidae. Gene Ontology annotation, molecular function: fructose 1,6-bisphosphate 1-phosphatase activity. The record is from RefSeq and is a predicted model, not a curated record. Bases 120 to 1109 code for a protein of 329 amino acids.